AUUUCCAUUUGCCAUUUGCCAAGUGCCAACACUAAAAAGAUAAAAGGUGGAAGAGAGGAAGGUGGAGAUAGAUUACUUCCAAUCUGAAUCCUCCAAUGAAUCAUCAGUUUCAAGUAUCAGAUGAAGAAGAUGGAUCAGAAGAAGAAGAGGAGGAGGAAGAGGAAGUUUUUCAAGAAAACGGCAUUAGAAACCUUCAAAAUCACUACCAAAACCAGCAGAUGCCACAGUCACUCUGCAAAAAGCCAGCAAAAUGGGCUAAUUUCACAGUACGUGAACAAGAAUUGAACAAAGGGACAAGAAUAAUGAAGCCAAAGAGAGCUAAAACAGAUGUUAUAGAAGGCCAUGGAGGCCGAAUUAUUCGAGCCACAGGAAGGAAAGACAGGCACAGUAAGGUAUCAACUGCAAAAGGUCCGAAGGAUCGACGAGUUAGGCUUUCACCAAACACUGCAAUUCAGUUCUAUGAUGUGCAAGAUAGGCUUGGCUAUGACCGUCCAAGUAAGGCUAUUGAUUGGCUGAUUAAAGAAGCUAAAGCUGCAAUUGAUGCUCUUGGUGAGUUCCCUAAUAAUUUUCACUGUACUAAACUUAAUCCCAAAAAAAUGCAGUAUUCAUUUGAUCAAGAACAGAGUCCAAGAUUUAGCCAAGAAAACAGAGGUGUUCAAAAUUCUGAAUAUGGAGUUCAAGACAACCAGCAAGAGGUGAAUUAUGACAUCCCAAUUCAGAAUUUUAACUUGUUUUCAUCAUCUGAUGGUUUCAAGAUUCCAUUUUUAAGUGAGUUACAGAGCUACCCACAUGGGCAUUUUCUCAAUUUCCAGUCUUUACAGGAUGACACAAUCCUAUCCUCUGGUAAUCAUCAUCAUCAAGGCAGUUUCUUAACCACCACUUCAGUUAAUCAUUUCCCAUCAGUUUUAAGUCAAAAUCAGGUGUUUUCUCACAGGGAACCCCUUCAGUCCAGUUUCUUCCCUCUAAUGAGUGAUCCAUUAAGCACACAACUUGAGACCCUUUCAUAUGGAUUUGCCAAUGAUGGUUUCUCAGGACUAACUUCUAGUGCUUCAAGAAUUCAAGGGGAAGAGGAGCAGGCUACAUUUUUUUCUGCUUCUUGACCCACUGCCUCUGCAUUAUCAAGAUUCAAGACUAGCAUAUCUUUUCAGAAUCUUCUUCACUUCUCUCAGGAGCUGAAAACUUUGUUGAGUGUGAUGUAAUGCAGAAUUUCUUAUGUUAUUAUUAUUUUUAAGUUUCUGUAAAAUUAUUAUUCUUGUAAUUUUGCCUCCUUAAUUGGAUGAUCAGCUCCUCAUCAAAA
Molecule: messenger RNA, 1297 nt
Organism: Solanum verrucosum
Lineage: Eukaryota; Viridiplantae; Streptophyta; Magnoliopsida; Solanales; Solanaceae
Product: transcription factor TCP4-like
Exons: 1
Coding region: 96-1100 (334 amino acids)
Biological process (GO): regulation of secondary shoot formation
Cellular component (GO): nucleus
Molecular function (GO): DNA-binding transcription factor activity; sequence-specific DNA binding
Source: RefSeq, a predicted model, not a curated record